CGCGCUGCCGUUGCUUUGAUUUACAGUUAAUAAAAAGGAAGCUCACUUGAUCGUACUGAGACAGUUGAUUUCGGCGUUCUGGAAGUGAAGCAGCGGUUGUGUGUUCUGCCAAACUAGGUGACGUGCCUAUUCGCCAAAUUUGGUGGUAUCGAGUGAUUUGUAUCCUGUAUAGCUGGAGCAAUUUCGAAAGUGAAAAUUGUGUUUAAAAGUUAAAUACGAAGCAACAAGAACAAUAAAAAUGAUGAAGUUUCUGGGACUCUCACUCUGCCUGGCACUGACCAUCGUCGAUCAGACUCUUGCACAGAACAACCAGUACCUACCUCCCGAUAAGGGAUAUGCCUACGACAAGCCAAACCAGCCCUUCCCAAGCGCCCAGCAACCCCAACAGGUCCCCUUCCCAAGACCUCCAGCCCCAGCUCCAUCCUAUGGACCUCCACCGGCUGCUGGUGGUGAUCACGUCCACGAACCGGGAAUGCCGUUCGAUUUUAACUACAAUGUGAACGACAUUGACACCGGAAACGACUACUCGCACAACGCAGUCAGCGACGGGGAUGUGACCCGAGGCGAGUACCGCGUGCAGCUGCCCGAUGGACGGACGCAAAUUGUGCGCUAUACCGCCGACUGGAAGAACGGUUACAACGCGGAGGUGACGUACGAGGGUGAAGCCAAAUAUCCUGAAGGCCCAGGUCAAGGUGGAGCCAACUCCGGUGGAUACAAAUACUAAACCCUCCCUUCCAUCAAACCUCAUCAACCGUUCCAGUGAUUGUUAUUGGGACCCCCCACACACGUGGAACUAACCAAAAACCUUCACGACAGCAUGCCGUUUCUCUGCCAUGCAUCACCAGAAUACGUGUGCCAGAAAAACGGCUCAAUUUGACUCACGACUAUUCAUCAAACGCGAACCAUGUUCUUCCAUUAAGUGUUCUUCUGUGACCGUGCUGCAUGACAACGUAGCCCCAUCAUUCAGUGCACCCUAAUUGAUGAAGUAGGAAAAAGUCAACGAAACCACUCGCAAAGUUUUGUUGUCAAAUUAAUCAGCAUCACCAGCCACAAUUGCCAUGGAAGCCAGUAUGACAGCCAGUAGAAGACGACAGCGACAUUAUUUCAAAGUGCACAAAAUUAAUGACCAGAAAAAUGAGAGAGAUAAGCCAGGUUGGGAUACCCUUUCGAACUAAGUGGAGGUUCGAUUCAUCUGCAUCAUCAACCGACCAAUAGACAAACACAUUUGCGCACAUUUAUUUAUAAUUGUAACCUCUUGUACAUGUUCUCGGUAUAGUCAUAAAUUAAGUGGACCAAUGCAAGUGGUCCAGUAGUUUAUUUGCCUGUCCUAUUCCCACCCCCGCACCGACACUCUCUGAGUGAUAUUAGGAAUUCCCUAAUGCACACAUCACGAUUACCCAUCUAGCGACGUGAAGUAAUUGCUGAACAUACCAACCACACCGAAUCCAAAAUAUAUGGAGGAAAAAUAAUCAUGUUUGGACAUAGAGUAAAAACAACGAACGAUGAAUCCCCAUAUUGCCAUCCGAGGUGAUGGGGACCCGAACCGCAUCUUUGUGCGAGCAGACUAUGUCACAUUAGCCGUAAUUAAUUUAACGAUUAUUGCCCCUCAGUGCAGCUUAAGAACGCCGGCGAACGAACGAUCAACGACCGUUAAGACGAUCCGAAAGAGCACGUACAUAUAAAUAGCAUCUCAAGUGUGAUACAUAGUUGAAUCCCCAUUUAUAUAUUUUUUUUCACAAAACCGCUAAGUAAACACUACUUGCUGCUUGAAAAAGACCUGUUAGACUUCUUUCAGCGAAGAUGCCACCAGGAUACGACACUUUUUACGACUUUAGUAGACAUUCCGUUCUAUGAAUUCGGGUAGUUAAAAGCGGGAAGUUGUCAACAUGUAAGUUUGAUGAGAAACAUUAAUAGGACUUUCAAGUUAGACGACGCAAACAUUGAGUUGCAAAAGACGAAUUUCGACAUUGAAACUGCCAGUUGAUUAUGUGUAUAAUAUUGUAUUCUACGCAAUAAAUGAAUAAAAAAAUAAAAAAGAAAAACAUAAUAAAAUACA
Molecule: messenger RNA, 2056 nt
Organism: Armigeres subalbatus
Lineage: Eukaryota; Metazoa; Arthropoda; Insecta; Diptera; Culicidae
Gene: Cpr50Cb
Product: pro-resilin
Exons: 5
Coding region: 239-724 (161 amino acids)
Cellular component (GO): extracellular matrix
Source: RefSeq, a predicted model, not a curated record